Carassius carassius (crucian carp) is the source of this 1907-nucleotide messenger RNA. It is a transcript of the gene hpca, whose product is annotated as hippocalcin. NCBI's taxonomy places the organism in Eukaryota, Metazoa, Chordata, Actinopteri, Cypriniformes, Cyprinidae. The record is from RefSeq and is a predicted model, not a curated record. Bases 268 to 849 code for a protein of 193 amino acids. Gene Ontology annotation, molecular function: calcium ion binding. The transcript has 5 exons.
UAGACGCACAGCCUCCUCCUCCUCCUCCUCCUCCUCCUCCGCGGCUCGUGUUCCUCGGUAACAUGGUGUGCAGCGCGCGGCAGCAGUAGACAGUAUCGCUGGACCGUAAGAGAAGGCGCUCGCACUGCUUGACCUGCUCUCCUUCCACAACAAAUCAACGCAACGAGGGAAACUUUGCGUUUCUUGGACACGGUCUUACCUCAUUGGCCCUCAUUGGUCUGACCUGGGGCCUCGGCGUUGUCACUGCGCACACAGAGACAUAUCAUCAUGGGAAAACAGAACAGCAAACUCAGGCCCGAGAUGCUACAGGACCUGAGGGAGAACACAGAGUUCACUGACCACGAGCUGCAGGAGUGGUACAAGGGGUUCCUGAAAGACUGCCCCACUGGGCAUUUGAACGUUGAGGAAUUUAAGAAGAUCUAUGCCAACUUCUUCCCAUAUGGUGAUGCCUCUAAGUUUGCUGAGCACGUCUUUCGUACAUUUGACACGAACAACGAUGGGACCAUUGACUUCCGGGAGUUCAUUAUUGCUCUGAGUGUGACAUCGCGGGGAAAACUGGAGCAGAAGCUGAAGUGGGCCUUCAGCAUGUAUGAUCUGGAUGGCAACGGUUACAUCAGCCGUGAGGAAAUGUUAGAGAUUGUGCAGGCCAUUUAUAAGAUGGUGUCAUCGGUGAUGAAAAUGCCUGAGGAUGAAUCCACACCAGAGAAGAGGACAGAUAAGAUAUUCAGACAAAUGGACCUGAACAAUGAUGGCAAGCUGUCUUUGGAAGAGUUCAUAAAAGGUGCCAAAAGUGAUCCCUCCAUUGUGCGGCUACUACAGUGUGACCCCAGCAGUGCUUCACAGUUUUGAGUCGCUCCAGACAAGCGGCACUCAAUGCAUGAAAGCUCUUAUAUGUCAGUCUUUUUUGUGUUCCAGACAGAAGAGUUUAAGAAAAAGUGCAACAAUUUUGCUUUCAGUUUUUCCCAGAAUGGACGUGUACAUCUGAAGAACAAAGAGAACACCUGCCAGGACAUUCUCUGUCUGGUGCGUGGCAUCCGUCCUUGUCUCUGCAGAAGCUAAUGGAGUACUCGACUCCAAAAAAUAUAUAUAAAAAAGCGGCUGAUCGUGUUCCAGGGUCCAGAUUUUGGAAAAGAAAGUUCCUUUUUAGGAAUCAUGCAUGCGCUUUUGAUCUUCACCACCCCUCUUGUGUUUAAUAUCAGUGCUGUUUUGUUUCUCUUCCUCUUAGUUUUGUGAGGGCACAGUUCCCCAUCUACUUUUUAUAUUGAUAUGUAUGUGUAUAUACAGUAUAAAUGCAUAGAGAAACAUGAUAGGACUACAAAGGAAGGCAGUUAUAGACGUCACAUGCAUCUUAUGGCAGUAUUAUGUAGCUUUGGGCAGUAUCCACUAUCCAGAUUUUAGCCUCCAAUUGACCCAGUGGACUGAUGGACUGAAUUUUGGGAUUUUUCUGCUCUGGCACUCAUGAUCUUUAUUUUACAAAGAGAAGGCUGAGGAUCCCAUUCUUGAAUUUUGUUCAUUUAAUUGUUGUUGUUUUUGUUGUAAAUAUGUGGUUUGCUUUCAUUAUUUCGUUAUUUAUUUUUUGCAUUUUUAUGGUGUUUAUUUUAACUGGGGAUAUUUUAUUACUGUCAAAACUAGAUGUGAGACACUUGAUGUAUUAUGCCGUUUGGAGUUAGUUGUUAGUCGUUCGAGGCUUUUCAGUGCAUUGUGGGACAUUUUUGCAUCAGGGGACACAUUCCGUUGAAUGGAAGACACUGGUAGCACAUAUCAUUUGAAGAGCUUCAUCUGUGUGCGUGCGGUUAUGCGCGUUUGUAUGUACGCAAGAAUGACGGUUUGCAUGUUUUGGUGUAUGUAUGCAUCUGUGCUAACUUUAUAGUCAUUUUGUGUAGUUAAUACAAUAUCUUUGUAUGCAA